UUGUCACAGGAACUUGGCCGUUGGAAGUGUGCGAGUACUGCGAGUUGUAGUUUGAAGUGAUCUUCGUUUCGUUGUGUCAGGCUGUUAAGUUUAAAAAGCCGGAAUCGUCGCUGAGAACUCGUCGCUUCUGUGGCAGAAGAAGUUGAGAAUCCGGUUCGAUAAUGGCAGACGUCGCAAGUCACGUUCGAUUAACUCGUCGCACUGCUCAGGCCAUCAAUGGGAAGAAUGUAGAGAAUGCUUUGCCCAAGAAUGUGGUGCGAAAAGCGGCGCCACUUCAACAAGUGAGAAGCACCCUUGGCACGAUCGGCAACAGACAGACCGCUCAAUUGGUCACUGUUGGCAAGCAGGACAAUGCCACGAAAGAAAAGUCCGUUUUGGCCAAGCCCAAGCUGAACCUGCCAACUGGCAGACCGACCGGCAAGCCGGCGGAGCAGAAGACCAAUGUGCGGGGCAAGCAAGUUCCGCUGACUGCUGGCACAACCAAGCCUGGCGUCAUUCGCCGCAUCACCAACAUCGUUUCAGCCCCCAAUGCUCAGCAAGCAAAGCCCAAGGCCGCUCCGAAGCCCCAGGCAGUGAAACCGGCAGUCAGGCCCAAACCAGCAGCACCCGUUACGGUCAAACUCAAAGAUCAAUCAGACAAGGUGGUGGCACUGAGCAGUAAGCCGGACCUGACCAGCUUCUCGCAGGAGGAGAUUGCCAAUCUCGAAAAUCAGAACAAGGCUGACUUCAAUGACGCCCAGAAUGUAGCCCACUAUGUCAAGGACAUUUACUUGUACAUGAGGCAACUUGAGGCUGUGUACUGCAUCCCAGAGGCGUACAUCAAGCAGUGCAAAUUCAUGAAAAAUCUAAUGCGAGCGACAGUUAUUGACUGGCUCAUUGGCGUCCACCGCCAGUUCAAGCUGAUGUCCGAGACACUGUACCUUACAGUGUCAAUCUUUGACAGAUACAUGGCGACCGCCCUUGGGACUCCCAAGUCACAGCUACAGCUGGUCGGCGUGACGAGCCUGCUGGUUGCGUCCAAAUUCGAGGAGAUCAUGUGUCCGACCGUCGGCGACUGCGUUUACGUCACCGACAACACGUACACCAAGAAGCAGGUCGUGGAGAUGGAGUCCAAGAUCUUAGCCUCGUUGGCGUUCAACAUCGGCAGGCCGUUGCCGCUGCAGUUCCUGCGGCGCUUCACCAUGGUGGCCGAUGCGACGUUCGAGGACCACUGCACGGCCAAGUACUUCAUGGAACUGCAGCUGGUGCGCCACGAGAUGUGCCACGUGCGACCCUCGCUGCAGGCCGCCGCCGCCAUGUGCCUGUCGUUGUUUGUCAACCUGGACCAAGAUGUGUAUGACGAGUACAAGCAGGUUGACAAGAGCCCCAGCGACACCCUCAAGCGUCUCUGGAGCCCCGCGCUCCACUACUUCUCUGCUUAUUCCUUUGUCGAGGUUGAGGAGGCCGUCAAGCAACUCGCGCUCGUUGUCCUCAAGGGACACUCGUCCAACUUGCAGAACGUGCGAAAGAAGUAUUCGUCUAAGAACCUGUCUGAGAUAAGCAACUUUGUUGAAGGACGUCUGGACAGAAUCGAAUCCAUCAGGGAGUGAUUUAUGCACGUUGUGCUACGUGUUGACUAACAAACAGUUGACCAGAGCCAGAAUUUUGUAUGUAAAGUUUCAAUAUUUGACCAUGUCCAUUUUUAAUCUACCCCAGUUGUAUAACUUUGUAUGUCGUUGAAAGCAGUGAAGCAGCGUCCUGGAUCGAAUUGUUGAAAGUUGUUUCCUGCUAACGCGCAAAAUGUAACCCGAUUUUUAUAAAAACAUAGUAUUUGUAACUUUUCAAUGAAAAUACGUGUAUUUUAGUCAUCGCAUCGCUUUGUUUUGUUAUCCCACAUUGAAAUUUUGUAUUAAUACGACAAAUUUGUAAGUACCUGGUCAGCUUCAUCAGACAAAAAUUCGCAUACUUAAUUAAAUGUGCUACUGACCAGUUGUAUAAACCCUUAGUUAUUGAAGCCGCCAACAGAUGGCGCAACCACAGACUUAAAAUUUUGUUUUAAGUGGUUUUAAGGCAUUUCCGCUGCGAUUUCAGACUCAAUCUAGCUAUUUUGCUUUUUAUAAUUUAUUUGCUUUUUUUUACGUGCUGAAAACCAAAAUCGGUUCAGCCAUUCGCCGUGGAAACGUUGGAAAAGAUUUUUAUUUCAAAAAAUAGUUUUUCACGAUUAUACGGUGAUUGGCUGAACCAAUUUGGUUUUCCGCACGUCAAAAAAUAGCAAAUUAAUUGAAGAAUGCACAGUAGCUAGAUUGAGUCUGAAAUCGCAGCGGAAGUGCCUUAAAAUCGAAAGUCUACGGUGGCGCCAUCUGUUGGUGGCUUCGAACACUUAGGGUUUAUGCAACUGGUGAAUUGCUGGUAAAAAGUGAAACGAUCGAAAUGAACAAUGACUUGGAAAUCUGGUAUCUUAUUCUCAAUGUUGUAUAUGUAAGAUAAUAUGCAAAGAGAAACUGAUAAGAGUUACUGAUAAUAGAGCGGUCGGGGCUAGGCCCGGCAAAAAGCAACCUCUAAUAUGCAAAGAGAAACAAGUCAAAGUAGGUGCUCAAUAUUUAAAUUUAUUUAAAUUUAAAAAGAAAUCUAGUUGUUAUUUGAUCAUUCAAGGAAAAUUUAUGCAUUCUUAUUUUUCAAACAUUUAUUUGUUACUCAACAAACCGUGACAACUCUUGUGUCUGUCUCUUUUUUCGCAAGGGCAACAAAUCUAUAGAAUUUAUCUUAUCAAAAACGUUAAUCUCAUUUAUUAUGUCAAUUUGUAAAAGCCCAAUUUAAUGGAGCUGCACCCGCGAAAGGUUUGAUCUGAUUAAGUCGUAUUGAUUCCACGCGACAGUGAAGCGAACAAAAUCUUUUGUAUGCUACUUUACUUACAGCCUCCUUGAAGGAGCCAUGAAAAAAUUCCGUCAUCCGCGAAUAAAUUAAUUGCCCCGCGCAAGUCUUGACAAAGUUUUAAUCGAACUUGUUUGCGAAGGCGUCUAAUGUAAUAAAAAGCGGGCCGAGACGAGCGGCUAAUGAAUUUAGCCCACGCUCUUGGGCUGUUGCUCGCUGGCGUGAUUUAGAAUUAAUAUUUUGAUAAUGUUAAUAUUAUCCAAGCCAUCGUUGUCGCCCUGCGCGAAGGAAGAUUUUAUUAUGGAAAGUGUUGCCAAAAACGGACUUUUGUUGGCCUCGUGCCGCCGCCGCCAAAGCAAAAAAAAAUCACUGUUUGCUUUUUCUGCUACAGCAGCAGCUGAAACGAUGCAAAAGUCGCGCUUUCUCUUCUCUGGAAACAUGCAGAUGGCAUUUGCACACACAGCGAUUAAAUAGCGGGCACAAAUGGUCCGCGAAUAUUGAUGGCAUUGAGUACGCUGAGUCGGAAAAUAAUGAAUGACUGUUGUCGUCUGGAACGGACAGAUAAAAUUAGCAAAGCCCGAGGGCAUUUUCAAACUCUGUGUUCGCAACAAAAACAAAUAAUCUGAGCGCGCGCGCAAUUUUAGACCAAACAUCGCGCCAGAGAGGUUAAAUUCUGUUCUUCCUGCAGAGGUCAAUUUUGAGUACACACAGUUAGUAAAAAUGCAAUGAAAUUCUUCCCACUCUAUGCUCGGAUGCCCGUGUAAUAAUGUAAAACCCCUACGGACCGCUGCGUUCGGUAAAUUUGCUUAAGGCCAUUACCACUGGGAUGGAAAAAAAUACGCGCAAGAUUCGUUGGAUUGCGAAACUAGCCGCAAACGAGACAUUCCUGAGAUGCGCCUGGGGCCACUAUAUUUACUUUUUACACAGCCUUGGUCGUGAAUUUUAAUUAACAAAAAGUUUCGUCUAACUACACUGUGGUUUCUCCGUGGACCGUCGGAUCCUUUAAGUUGGGCGGAAAGCUACCUGAGAGCGAUUGCUUUUCGCAGCGGACUCGCAUUCAAUCCGCCAAUUCCGCAAGUUUUCACUUGGCUUGACCUAUAAUUCAAGACGCUGGGAUGAGAGUCUAGUAUGCGCUGAGGAGGAAUUUCGGCAUGGCAGGCGUGGAUUCGCAAAUCCUUGUAGAGCCCUUUGUCAAGAAAAAAAGUUGUGAAGGCGUAGGGAACGCCACUCCUCACAGCGCUGGGUGUUUUUGUGGCACACGUGAGAAUCAAGUCUUUUGUUUGAAUGCUUUAUUCACUCGAUUAUGGCAAUUUCAGCUGGGUGGAAAUUUGAAUAUUAUUCCAGCUAUUAUUUCCCUCCAUGAAUUAUUGAAAAGGAGAGCGAUAUAUUACUUCAUUUCGGUUUUUCUUUCAUUCUGCUGAUUCGAAUUUAUAUCAAAAUGAGAAAAUUGCGAGAGAUUCUUUACUUUGUGCAAUCGUGUGAUUUGCUCUUUUAAAUUAUGGCUUGUGGAUUCAAUGUAAUCAUAUAUACGCAGCCAAAGGGACUCUCUUACACAGAUGUUACAAAUUUAAAUAUUUGCAAGAUAAGCGGAAAAUUUUCGGUGGAAGAAACGCGGAAAAAUGAAAUUACACGCCACGCACAAAAGGCGCGGCGGCAAAGAAGACGUCUGGUGCUCGAGUAGGAAGGAAAUCAUACGGACAGACUACUAAUCUUUUCCGCGCGCCUUGAAAAAACGCCGACUGGCGAGCCGCGCACCGAGCCGAAUGGAAAUCCCUUUAAACCCGCACAAUCCGCGAGCGAGAAGGCGUAAAUUUGGUUGACGACUACGGCGACAGGACGGCAAUAUGUCGUGCGCGCGAGGACCGGCGGAUCAAAGGCGCAAAUCGAAUUACUCGGGCGAAUCGAAUCAAAGCGCUCAGCAGUCGAGCGAACGAGCAUAUUUCAUUUUUGUAACGCCACUGAAUUAGAAUUCGAGCACGCUGGCGGGCAGGCUUAAUUACCACCACCGCCAUCGGUGCAGUUUGGCUGUUAUGGGGCGAGAGGGAUGCUGCUUCUGCUCUCCCGUGCAGGCUCCAUUACGAGGUCAAAUCAAUUGGUCGGAGGCGCAGAAACCGAGUCGCAACUCAAUUGUCCUGCUGAUGAAGUCGCUGCCACUUGCCUGAUAAAACUCCCGCUGCGGUGGCGGAAAGCUCAAUUGCUUGGCUGGCCUCUCGUAGGCAGAUACGUAGGUUGCCCUGCUUCUCGCUUGCCCAGGAAUGCGCGCGGAGCUGGCUGUCCGCAAAAAAACCUCUCCGAUGCUGACAAAUGACGGGGAAAUUGCAAUCUCGACUCGGGCUGUAAUUACCAACGUUGCGUUUCUUGCUCUUUUUCUCAACUCGCUUUAUUCCCUUGCUUCAUUUUCCUGCACGGCUCGUGAAUGACGGUCGGUUGGCUCUUUAAAAAUAUGUCGCUCUUGCAUGGUGAUUACGUUUCGGUUCACUUUCUACGCAAAUAAACGACUUCAAACCCAGCGGCUUGACAGCUUGGUGCAUUGAAAUAGAUUUAGGAUGGUAUGCAUAGUACUGCUUGUGCUAAAAAACUUGCAAAUCCGGCUCCUGAAAACUCUGCAAAGAACAGGAAUGCCAUCACACUUUUUAACACACAUCAUUUCUCGUCGAAAUGAACGCUUUUAAAAGCUAAAUUGAGAUCCAGGCUGUUAUCUACACUUGCGGUUAUUUUCAGCCUUGCCUCGGACGAGUCCGUCUCUUUGCUGAUGCCAGAAUUGGUUUUUGAACGAAUGUAGCAGCAAGAAAAUGUGCAAAUCAAAACAUAGUGACCUUUUCCAG
This is a messenger RNA of Cloeon dipterum, 5675 nucleotides long. RefSeq names its product G2/mitotic-specific cyclin-B2-like. Gene Ontology annotation, molecular function: cyclin-dependent protein serine/threonine kinase regulator activity. The record is from RefSeq and is a predicted model, not a curated record. Gene Ontology annotation, biological process: mitotic cell cycle phase transition; regulation of cyclin-dependent protein serine/threonine kinase activity. The transcript is spliced from 7 exons. Bases 162 to 1589 code for a protein of 475 amino acids. Lineage: Eukaryota; Metazoa; Arthropoda; Insecta; Ephemeroptera; Baetidae. Gene Ontology annotation, cellular component: cyclin-dependent protein kinase holoenzyme complex; cytoplasm; nucleus.